Molecule: messenger RNA, 1159 nt
Organism: Juglans regia (Persian walnut)
Lineage: Eukaryota; Viridiplantae; Streptophyta; Magnoliopsida; Fagales; Juglandaceae
Product: LOB domain-containing protein 18
Exons: 2
Coding region: 236-955 (239 amino acids)
Biological process (GO): positive regulation of DNA-templated transcription; hormone-mediated signaling pathway
Cellular component (GO): nucleus
Source: RefSeq, a predicted model, not a curated record
AUUUAAAAACUAGCCAAAAAACCAUACCCACCAAAUUCUAAAACGGCACCUCCUCCUCCUCUUCUUCCUCCUCCUCCUCCUCCUCCUCCCUCCUCUUCUUCUUCUUAUAUCUUCAAGCCCACGAACCCUAAUUAUGUACGAUAGUCAUACAUCAUAUAUUCCCAAGAAAGAGAUAUAAAAGGAAAGAGAGAAAAUCCCCCGGCCCUCCUUCCACCCAGAAAAAAAAAAAGAACAAAUGAGUGCAAACCCUAGUAGUAGUGGUGGAAGUGGUGGCGGAGGAAGCAGCAGCAGCGGUGGCGGCGGAGGGCCAUGCGGGGCGUGCAAGUUUUUGCGGAGGAAGUGUGUUCCCGGCUGUAUAUUUGCGCCUUACUUUGACUCGGAGCAAGGGGCAGCCCAUUUCGCAGCCGUGCACAAGGUGUUUGGGGCUAGCAACGUUUCCAAGCUUCUUUUGCAUAUUCCGGUGCAUAAGCGGCUCGAUGCGGUGGUAACAAUAUGUUAUGAGGCACAGGCUCGGCUUAGAGAUCCGGUAUACGGCUGUGUUGCUCACAUCUUCGCUCUUCAACAACAGGUGGUGAAUUUACAAGCAGAACUCUCGUACUUACAAGCCCACCUUGCAACAUUGGAGCUACCAUCGCCGCCGCCGCCGUCUCAUCAACAACCAACAAUGAUUGCGCCACCACCACUUUCCAUCGCCGAUCUCCCUUCAGCUUCCUCCAUGCCUGUUACGUACGAUUUAUCAUCGCUUUUUGAUCCCAUGGUGCAACCCUCAUGGGUCAUGCAACAGCGACCUAUGGAUCCACGCCAAUUAGGAGGCAGUGGUUCAUUAUCUGCUAGUGGCAGUACUGAUCACCUCCAAGCAUUAAUGGCACGCGAACUCCUCCAUAGACAUGGUUCUCCACCGCCCGGGACAGUGCCGUGCUCAACUCCUUCACCAUCACCAUCUCUCUCCAAAUGAGACGACUCAUGAUCAUGACCUUAUUAAUUACAAGCACUCGAUCUCCCUUGAUUGGUGCUUCAUGACCACCUUAUGCUGGGAAGAGAUCAUCAGAUCGAGCUUGGUUUUCACGUUAUAUUGGGCAUGCACGUAAUUUUAGUACUGAGCUAUAAUAUUACUUUUAUUUUAACUACUUAGAUAAAUUCAAUUUAGUUAAUUUACGUA